Heterobilharzia americana is the source of this 804-nucleotide messenger RNA. NCBI's taxonomy places the organism in Eukaryota, Metazoa, Platyhelminthes, Trematoda, Strigeidida, Schistosomatidae. The record is from the annotation of a GenBank genome assembly.
AUGCCUACAUCAAGGCGUGACAAAAGAGUUGAACUUACGAAAGUUCAGAAACAUGCUCCCAAAAAGAAAGAUCACAUUAAAAAGGUUCGUGAGUAUGUGGACAGUUACAAUCGAGUUUACGUGAUCAAUUUGCAUAAUCCACGCACUCAGAAGGUUUCAGAGAUGCGAAAAAAUAUGCCUGAAGUCAAGCUUUUGUUCGGUGUGAACAAGGUGACGGCUUUGGCUUUUGGUAAAACUCAUAAGGAUGGUUAUCGACCGAAAAUACAUCAUCUUUGUAAAUAUUUAAAAGGACAACGUGCUCUUCUGUUCUCACAGUUGACGCCUUCUGAACUUCGCGACCAGCUUGACACUUUUCGCUCGUCAGAAUACUCAAGGCCAGGGGCACCAGCUGAACAGACUGUACGAAUUGCUGCCGGUCCCUUACAAAAAUUUCCUCAUACAAUGGAACCCAUAUUGCGUCAAUUGGGCAUGCCUGUCAAGUUAGUCCGAGGUGUUGUUCAUUUAGAAAGAGAGUAUCUUGUUUGCAGUAAAGACGAUAUCCUUACUCCAGAACAGUGUCGUAUUCUAAAAUUAUUUCAGGUUCAAAUGUCUGAAUUUCGUGUUGUCCUGCUUGCAGUAUGGGCAGUUAAUGAAGGUGUAGAAGAGUUAGAACAGAAAGACAGUUAUGCUAUGCGUACAUCACUUCAUCCUGAGGUCCUUAUUGUUUGCAAACAGUUAGAUGAUGGUCAGUAUUAUUUCAUCCCACAACCCUUCGAAAAAAAAGAUAAGUCCAAUAAAUCUAUAGAGGUCAUGGAAGAAGAUUAG